This is a messenger RNA of Penicillium maclennaniae, 630 nucleotides long. RefSeq names its product putative cell surface protein. The record is from RefSeq and is a predicted model, not a curated record. The transcript has a single exon. The coding region runs from base 1 to 630 and encodes 209 amino acids. NCBI's taxonomy places the organism in Eukaryota, Fungi, Ascomycota, Eurotiomycetes, Eurotiales, Aspergillaceae.
AUGAAGGCCUUUACUCUGUCCAUCCUCGCCAGCUUCAUUGCUCUGGCCACUGCCCGCACCGACAUCAGCGGCUGUGUCUCUUCGGCCACCAGGGACCAGUGGGGCGAUGCCAGUAUGAUCUGGUACGUCCCCGACAGCGGCGAGAUUUGCGACUUCAUCGACUGCGGCGGUGGUAGGGCUCCCCCUAAGUCCGAUCAGCCUGGCUGUCCUUUGUACACCGGUACUGCCACCGUCACGCCCAGCUACCUGCCCGGCUACGGGCCCAAUGGCAAAAUGGUCGCUUCCACCACCACUGUCUCUGAGACUUCUACUGCCACCUUGAUGCACACCACUGUCAUUUCAUCUGCCGAGUCAUCGUCUACCGGCUCGUCUACCGGCUCGUCUUCCGACUCUUCUUCCGACUCUUCGGCCACUAUUGCUCAUUCGGGUAACACCAUGAUCACUGCGGCCCCGUCCUCCUCACCCGCUGUCUCCAUGACCAAGACCGCCUCGCCCAGCUCCAAGGCUAGAAACUCUACUUCUGCUGCCGUGACAGGCACCCAGACCGGAAAUGCUGCUGUCGUCCCCGCGUCGAACAUCGCUGGGGUCAUGGCUGUCGCCGCAGCAGUGGUUGGAGCCUUCGCCCUAUAA